Ordospora pajunii is the source of this 747-nucleotide messenger RNA. RefSeq lists its product as uncharacterized. The record is from RefSeq and is a predicted model, not a curated record. The transcript has a single exon. The coding region runs from base 1 to 747 and encodes 248 amino acids. Lineage: Eukaryota; Fungi; Microsporidia; Ordosporidae.
AUGGUGAUUAUACUGCCGAGUGUGUCGUAUGUGUUCCCGAAUGCAUUGGAGAAGGAUGUUUAUGAGAUUGUGUAUGUUAAGUAUGCAGUGGAGGCAGCUUGCUCACUGAUACCGCUUGCAACGAGUGUGUGGCUGAUAUGCAUCAUUAUUAGAUGUAUGCACAAUCGAAUGAACAUAGGCACAAUGCUUGUAAGAGUAAUUCUGUCGAUGAUAAGUGGAAUGAUAACAGCAGCAUAUGUGGUGAGCAAUUUUGUGAAAGGAUAUGCUUUUGAUGCAAGUAGUGCGAUGAUGAUGCUUGGGAUGGCGUUUAUAACUGUGAUAGUGAUGAGAUAUAUUGCGAAUGAAAAGCUGUUGGUAGUUGAUUGGAUUGUGUAUGUUGCUGCGCUCGCACUGGGGAUAUCCUCGCAGAUAGAUAGGAUAGUGCAUGAGAAAGGCAAUGCCGUAUUUGAUGAGAAGCCGAUGAAGAUGGUGGUGACCAUUGUUGCGAUGCUUGUGUUUUUAUGGAAUGUGCUGUUUAAGAGUGCGAUUAUGGGGCAGGAGCUUGACGAGCAAAAGGAGAAUAAACUCGAUGCGAGUGAUAGAAAGAAGCAGAAAAGAAGAGGAGAAUGCCUGGUGAAGUGUUUGCUGAACUACUUGAUUAUGGCGAUGGCAGUGGUAAUGGUGGCCAUUGAAACAGGGAAUGAUUUUGUGGCGACGUAUAUCCGGAGGUACAUGAGUGCAACAGACUUGAAUGAAUUGGCAGUAUGA